This is a messenger RNA of Phycomyces blakesleeanus NRRL 1555(-), 2661 nucleotides long. RefSeq lists its product as hypothetical. The annotation marks the transcript as partial. Gene Ontology annotation, molecular function: RNA binding; 3'-5'-RNA exonuclease activity. The transcript is spliced from 6 exons. Gene Ontology annotation, cellular component: P-body; exosome (RNase complex). The record is from RefSeq and is a predicted model, not a curated record. NCBI's taxonomy places the organism in Eukaryota, Fungi, Mucoromycota, Mucoromycetes, Mucorales, Phycomycetaceae. Gene Ontology annotation, biological process: mRNA catabolic process.
CAGCGACGUCCAUUAUUUAUCGCCCACUUGCCAUUUUCUGCCUUGACUCCAUUAUUGCGAUCCCGCCAAUUGGUCCGUGGUACCCUGCGAGUCAACAAGCGCAACAGAAGUGAUGCAUAUGUCUACUGCGACGAGCUUGACGCCGAUAUCUACGUGUGCGGCUCGCGUGACCGCAACAGAGCCCUCGAGGGUGAUGUGGUGGCUGUUCGGCUGACUGAUGUGGACAAGAUCCUGCGUGAAAAGAGAGAAAAGGAAGAAGUCAAACUUCAGCGAAAUGGCGGCCAAGUCCGCGUUCGCUUGCCAGAUGAGGAAGACGAAAACGAGAUUAUCUUUGGUGGAGAUGAGGAAGUCGAGGUGGUCAAGCCAAAGUACUGUGGUGUUGUGGUAGCUAUUCUCGAGAGAUCUCAAAACCAAGUAUUUUCUGGUAAUCUUACUUUGAUGCGACCGAAUAACAAACGUGCCCAAAAGGAUGAGUCUGUCCGACACAACAAUAACGGAAAAGAGACCCCACGAAUUGUUUGGUUCAAGUCUUCCGAUAAGAGAGUGCCUUUGAUUGCAAUUCCUAUCGAACAAGCCCCGGCCAACUUCGUCGAGACCAGCGAUGUAUACACCACUCGUCUGUUUGUUGGAUCUAUCAAGCGUUGGCCUAUCACCUCACUCCAUCCCUUUGGUACUCUUGAGCGCGAAUUGGGAUCUAUUUAUGAUCUUUCCACGCAGACCCAAGCUAUUCUUGCCGACAAUAAUGUCAGCGAUUCACCAUUUUCAGAUGCAGUCGAAAGCUGUGUCCCCCCUCCUUUCCGUUACGAGCACACUGACGACAGACGUGAUCUUAGGGAGUGCCGUUUAUUUACCAUUGAUCCUGCUGGCUCCACUGUGUUGGAUGAUGCUCUGUCGAUUCAGAAAUUGGGAGAUGAUACCUUUGAAGUUGGUGUGCAUGUGAGCGAUGUGAGCGCUCAUGUUAAGAUCAACUCCUUCCUUGAUAAAGAAGCCAGAGCCCGUGGUGUGCGUGUAGACUUGGUCCAUCAUUCUGUCCCAAUGGUUCCCGAGCGUCUCACAGCCCAAGUCACCAACCUCACUCCUUUAGAAUCAAGACUCGCAUUCUCGGUUAUCUGGAAGGUUAACUCUCGUGGCCAGGUAUUUGAUACUUGGAUCGGAAAGAGUGUAGUCAGAUCGUCAGCCAGUCUGUCUUAUGAAGAGGCACAGGUUGUGUUGGAUGAACAAUCUGCAAAUAAUGCCAAGAUUAGUCGUGAGAUGGAACAAGAUAUCCGUAGCUUGUCUGCCAUUGCCGACAAGAUCUAUACGACUCGCAUGGAAUCCAGCACACUUACCCAAAAGAGAGACGAGCUCCUGUUUGAAUUUGACGCCGAACGAGAGAUCCCGGUGCGUGUGGCCAUGCGCCGCCCGGGCAAGGCAGAAGCGAUGGUUAAGGAAUGGCUGCUGAUGGCAAACACGGCUGUUGCCCAAAAGAUUUCCAGUGCUUUCCCCGAACAGGCUUUGUUGCGCCGUCAAGCUCCUCCUGUCAGUCACAAACUUCACGACCUUCAUCUGUACUGCUCUCGCUACCUCGGUGUUCUGUUGGACACUCGCGAUGCAGGAACGCUUGAGCGCUCGAUUACGACUAUCCAGGACCCUGUCUUGCGCAAGAUUGUGUCUGUGCUGGUCCUCAAGACCCUCCAGAGCCCCAGCUACUUCUGUGCUGGUGCCCUUGAUAUCUCCAAAUAUGCACAUUACGCACUUGAUGUGCCGCUCUUCACUCAUUUCACAGCACCCAGUCGCCGAUUCUCUGAUCUUCUUGUGCACCGUCAGUUGGAGGCUGCAUUAAGCCCCGAAAGGAGAUUUGCAUUGGACCGCGACAUGGUACACAAGCUUGCUCAGCACUGUAAUGUCAAGAAAGAAGCCGCCCGAUAUGCUCGUGAGCAGAGCCAGCUUCUCUUCCUUGCUCGCAAUCUCAACAAGCAGGCCAAGGUCAUUGAUACCGUGUCGGUUGUCAACCGUGAGGCUGUGGUUGUUGCGGUCGCAAGAGAAUAUAUCGAUGUCAUGGUUCCCGAGCUGAACAUGGAAAAACGUAUCCACCUGGCCAGUCUGCCUGUACGUGACUCCCGAUUUGAUGAAAAGGAACGACACUUGACUGUCUUUUGGAAGGUUGGUGUCGACACCUCUACUGGCAAGCCGACUCCUUGGAGUAUUGAGGAUGAUGAAUAUGACCUGGUUGAUGAAGAUGCGUUGGUCGAAGACAUGUGUGAAGAGGACGAGGCAGACCGACAGAAGAAUGGUCUGUCCACAAACUUGAAUGCUGUCGAUGGACCUGUGACCAAGAUGUCUAUCCUGUCUAUCAAUGAUACUCUAGACUCGACGAACUUCAAAACAGUCACCGAAUCAUUGGAAGCCCAGCUUUUGAAUGCUGCUACUGCUGCUGCAGGUGGCGCUGGUGGCCCCUCUCCCUCGGUGACAGCCUCGUCCAACCUGAGAGGUCGUACAUCGCGUCCUAUGAGUCGCAGAGCUUCGAUUGUGUACAACCGUCUCUCAGAGAAUGUGGAUUACAACAUCGCAGAGGGUUCUCAGACCAUCAAGGCUUUGAACAAGAUCGUCGUUGCUGUCAGUAUUGACAUGAUCAGAACACCGCCACUUAUUCGUAUUCUUGCUGCCAACCCAUUCGCUUAA